AAAAAGCCAUCAGAUAAAUAAGAUAUGUUUUCUUUAAAGAAUGAUGGUACUGACUUGUACAAUUGUCAGAAGAAAAAGGAAAUAACAAAGUAGUGUGGGUAUGUGUCAAGGAAAAUUCAAGGAAAUUCACAAUGGUACUUCAGCAAUUUUGUGGUUGAAUGCCCAGGUUGAUGAUGUACAGUAACAAGCUUGACUUAUUUUCUCUUCAGACUGAAACUUUGCAGAGUCUGCAGUCAAAACAAUCUAGUUUGUAAGUGGUCAAUCGGGAGAGUGGGAGUAAAUAAACUGAACUUGGAAGCUUAUUCCAGUAUGGAUUGUAAAAUGGACCGGAUCGACUUGAAAAAGCCCCUGGUUCUUUUUGAAUCCCCCUGCUGUCAACUAAUCUGUUUUACAUAUGCUGCUAACUGGGUUUUAGGGUUUUAGGGUGAGAUUUGAUGGGGAGAGGGAUGAGGUGGAUUUCCCUGGCUCUGCUUUUUUUAUCCUUGGAUUUUGAAUUUACAAUGACUUUCUUCGGGAAAUUUUAAACAUCUGAUAUUUAAAAUUAUAAAUCUAUGCUGCAUAAUAUUUGAGAAAACUCACUUCAAAAAAAUAUCGGUCUAAGCACUUCAGAACAUAAGAUCAGGAGCACAUUGUAUUAACAUGAUUUAAAAAAAAAAAAAAAAAAAAGGAAUGGAGUUUGGUUUCACUGGAGCCGGACCAUGAAGUUUGUCUGUAUAAAGUGGAUCAGGCUCGAUUUCCAUCCACCCGUCACUGUCAUCCAACAGUAGUGCCGUAUGCACCAUAGCAAGGGAAAUUAACCAAUGAAAAUCAACUAUGUCAACGUCAAACAGUUGCUGUAUUUAAAACCGAUAUUUUUUAUUAUCAUUGGAAGUACAUACUAUACUAAAGAAAAGGGAAAUGAAGACAGGACACUAAAAAUCCAUAGUAGCCCUGGAGCCAAAGACUGGAGCUUUUAUCCAACGAGUUACCCACUGAGUCACCCGCUGAGCAGAGUGGAAAAAAAGACCAUUAUUAACAACAAUUAACGUCUGCAGAUUAAGCUGAUCAUUUCCUUCCAAUGGCUUUCAUGUCCCCACAAUGCUUAUAACUGGGAAUGUCAAGGCAGUUUUGUGUUUUCUGAAUUAUUCCUGCCCCCUCUUUCACUGCUAAGGCAGACACCAUGAAUUGUACCAGACUGCCUGACGUGGACGAGACACCAGUCGUUUUCUUUAGGAAUCAGUCUGUCUCCGUCAACAGCACCCACCAUGUGUUCCCUCCAUUCUUGGAAGACCCUUGCAAGAACUCCACUGGCCUCACGUUCUUCCUGGUGGCCUCCUAUUGCACUGUCAUGGUUGUUGGGCUGGUGGGCAACAUUUGCUUAAUCUGUGUAAUAGCCAAGCAGAAAGAGAAAGCCAACGUCACUAACAUAUUAAUCGCCAACCUUUCCUUCUCAGACAUUAUGGUGUGCGCGUUCUGUUUGCCCUUUACUGUGGUCUACACCCUAAUGGAUUACUGGAUUUUUGGGGAGGUCUUGUGCAAGAUGAUGCCAUUUAUCCAGUGCAUGUCGGUGACAGUGUCUAUUCUUUCGCUUGUCCUCAUUGCCUUGGAGAGACACCAGCUUAUUCUCAACCCUGCUGGUUGGAAACCCACUGUUCCACAGGCAUACAUGGCAGUGGUGGUGAUUUGGAUGCUAGCCUGCUUUACCUCACUUCCCUUCUUGGCGUUUCACAUUUUGACAGAUGAACCCUACAAGAAGCUCUCUUUCCUCAUGGCCUCCCUGGCAGACAAGGCUGUCUGCACUGAGAACUGGCCCUCCCACCAACACAAGCUUAUCUAUACCACCUGGCUGCUGAUUUUCCAGUACUGCGCCCCCCUCCUUUUCAUCCUGGUGUGCUACCUGAGGAUCUACUUCCGCCUGCGCAAGAGGAAGGACAUGCUUGACCGGAUGUGCGAGGAGAACCGGCGGAUGACCCACAGUAAGAGGAUAAACAUCAUGCUGGUGUCCUUGGUCACCGCGUUUUCUGUCUGCUGGCUACCGCUCAACACCUUCAACACCAUCGCGGACUGGAAUUACGAGGCAGUGAUGUACUGCCAUCACGACCUAAUUUUCUCAUUGUGCCACCUAGUGGCCAUGGCGUCAACCUGUGUCAACCCUGUCAUUUACGGCUUCUUGAAUAACAACUUCAAAAAAGAAGUGAAGUCCAUUUUUGUGCACUGUAAGUGCAGCACCCUGGAAGAGGAUUAUGAACACUUUCCUCUUUCCACCAUGCACACAGAGAUAUCAAAGACUUCCCUCCGCUUGAGCUGUAGGAAUAACUCAGUAUAGCAAGGGGGAUAUGCCUGCUACUGCAAACCAUUAUUAUUAUUUGUUUAUUUAGCAGACGCCUUUAUCCAAGGCGACUUACAGAGACUAGGGUGUGUGAACUAUGCAUCAGCUGCAGAGUCACUUACAACUACGUCUCACCUGAAAGACGGAGCACAAGGAGGUUAUGUGACUUGCUUAGGGUCACACAAUGAGUCAGUAGCUGAGGUGGGAUUUGAACCAAGGACCUCCUGGUUCCAAGCCCUUUUCUUUAACCACUGGACCACACAGCCUCCUAUGUAUAAGUACCAAACUCUGAAUGUAUAUAUUAAUAAAGAAAAUACAUUACUAUACAUUUCUGUAAGGUUGAUGAAUGUACUGUAAGUAGUAAACAAUUGUAUAUUUUAGAGCACUUUAAAUUAUAUGAAUUGAGGGUUUGUCCUUAAAAUCCUUCUUUGUUCUUUAAUUUCAAGUGUGUAAAUUAAUUAUUUGUAUGAAAGCUGCAUUGUACAAUGGAUUUGUCAGAAUGGAGGCAUUGUGUACUUUAGAUAUUAAUCAAAUAUCUUAUUUUAGGAGCAGCCUUUUUACAUUUAUCUUACUUUUGUAUGGUGUGGAUGUUGGUUCUAUUGCUCUCUAAUUGAAAAAGGCCACAGUGUCCCAUGAUCUGAAUGAAAUGUUAAGGCUAUUCAGUACUGGAACUUCAGAUUCUCCAGACAAGCUCAAAGCCAUGUAAAGGUAGAUUUAAAGAAAAUUGAUAAUUACUCAGUUUUGAAGCAACAGGAUCAAGAACCACUUUGGAGUUUAGCAGAUACUAUUCAGUAUUAAGGGGCAUAUAUAAACUUCUAUAGAUUUUGGGUUAGACUGUUUAUGCUCCUUUUGUGAAGAAUAAUUUACAUCAUGUAUUAAUUGAGCAUUGCUUCAGUUGAAAAAUCACAUUUUCAAUGCAGGAAUGCAACGUAUACAAAAUGUAACUACUGUGUAUGUUCUUCAAGUGUGUUUAUCUUAUAUCAAGUAUUCUCAGCCUGGACACAGCAUAUUGGUCUAGGUUUUUCAUUCUUGUUCAAGCUACAGCGUGAAUGUGUUUGUUGUACCUGCAUUUACUUGCAUUAUUAUAUUGCAAUUCCAGUUAGAUUAAAAGGCUUGCGUCUGGUCUUGUUUUUGGAUUUCUGUGGCUAACAGUGGGUAGGAUUUUCCACUCUCCCUUAUUAGGCUGUUGAUAUUGGCCAUUUGUGCAAGGGACAUGCAGCAUGGAGAUAAAUAUUGGUUUAAGAGUAAAAAUGGAAUGAGUAGAAUUACACAAGUAUUUAUAGUGUCAAUUUCCCAAAUAAACAAUUCACAUUUCAUUUCAGUGGGAAAUCUGGACCGCUGUCACUUAACGGUGUACUUAAAGGGGCAACACUUUCCUGAGUGGUUUACAGUCAGUACUGUUGUAUUGCAGACUUUGACUCAGGAGCACCACACCAUAGUUUACUUCCUGUGUUACAGGUAAUACUGUCAAUAGAAAAUAAGGAGAGGCUCUAUUAUGUGUAACACAGGAAGUGAAAGCAUAGAGGAAACCAAAUACUUCCAUCAAGCUUACAGUGUUGUGACAGUAUGAGCAAUGUCUUGAAAAUAAAAAGGAAUGUUAUGCUAAUUAGAGGCAAUUUAAUAAAAUGUUGUUUAAAGCUGUGCUUAGUACACCACUGUGGAGUAUUUGCCUUUAAUAUUGUAUGUAUUUAAAGCACUUCAAGAACCAAAUUUGAAUGUAACUGUACUUCAUAACAAAGUAGAGAGCAGGAUUUGAUCCUAUUACCUUAAUGAUCAGAGACCAGCUCCAUUAGGCUACAGCAACUUGGCAUGGCAAUCAAAUUUCACAUUUUCUAUCAGUGUGGUUGUUUAUAUAUAUAAAAAAAGCUUCCCUGCCAGUUUAUCUAAAAAAUAAAAAAAAGUUAAAAGCAAAGCUUCGUUUUUUUAUAUACAGUAGGUGACGAUAUUAUAACCUCACCAAAUAGUAAGCUGAAGACAUUUGAUCAGAUCAUUUCUACAUUUGAUCAGAUCAUUGCUCAAUUACAUUUGAAAGAAACUCAUUCAGCUGUUUUGAAGCAAUGGUGGUAUUGAAAAAACCUCAACGAUGGUUUCCAGGCAGCCCUAUUAGAUGGAAGUCAAAGUCAAGGUCCCCAUUGGUGGCUGGUCUACCUUUCAAGUUCAAGGUAAUGAGGUGCACCUGCUGUCCUGUGGAGUGUUCUUUAAGCUGUUGGCUGCUAACUAGUCUGCUGCCAGUGGGACUCAUUUAUUUAUAUAUUCAUGUUAUGUUUAUGUAGAAUUUAUGAAAAAUAUAACUAUGAUUGAAUGUACAUCAUUAAAAUAUAUUAAGUGUAUUAAGUAUAUCAGACAUUAUAAAAAUAAAAAAAUGUGUUUUGGUUUUUAUUUUACCAGUAGUUGGCAGCAAUAAGUCAACCCCCUUUUUAAAGAAGGAAGGAAAGGGGGAUGAGGGUAGGAGAGCUGUAUCAAUACAGCUAGAGUGUAUUCUUGGAGUCUUGCUUGUGCUACUUCUGUUUUCUGUUAGUUAGAGAAAGUGUUUGUUUUACUUUUUGUAGCUUUGUUUUUUUGUGUGUAAAUGAAAGUGAGACACACCCAGCCCUUGAACACAUAAAAACUCUCUGAUGUUGAAGUUGUUAGAAGUUGUGGCUUAAGUAGAUGCAACACAUUUGUUGUUGGCAAGAUUUCUUGUGGACUGCAGAAAUAAACAAUCUGGCAGGAUUUCCUGAAAGCCUAUUUUUAUACUACAUAUUUACUUCCUGUGUUACAUAUAAUAGGACCCUACCAAUUAUACAACCUUACUGUUAAGGCAGGAUACACAGAUUUCACCUGAGUCAAAUAAAAAAGACCAGUACUUGGUCAUUCUGUACUGGGGUAAGGGCCACUGGCCUGCCAAUGGGAAGAUUAUAUUCUCAUCAGUGGUAUGUGAGUAGCUAACAGCUGGAGGUAUCGAUCUUGCUCUCCAUCUAGUUUCUGGAAAUAAACAUAUCUGUCCUACUGCGGGAUACAGGGACACAUUUACAGACAUUUUUUUUUUAAAUAGCCUUACUUAGUACCCCGUAAAAUGAAGUUUCUGCGUGACUUUUCAGAUUUUCAGAUAAAGGCACAAAAUACAAAAGUGGUUCACAGUACUGGAAAAUCACGACACAUACGGUAUGCAUUUGUUCACUGUUUUUUAUUUGCAUUAAUUUCCUGUUCUUUAUCAUUUCAUUAUGUGACAGCUGUCAAGGCUGAUUAGAAGUUGUUUAUUAUUCAUAACAAUUAUUAAGUUGUAAGUGCAUUUUCAUUUAGUUGUAUGUUAUUUGCAAUAAUUAGCAAGCUGGGUAACAAAAAUAACUUAAGUAUUGGACCAUACAAGUCUCCUGCACAUUUAUUAUACCAAGAUAAAUGAAAACUUAUCACAAAACUUUAAAAAGCACACAUCAAUAAAACUAAAAACUAAUAACAACAGUGUGGUCUGCAAGAAAAUGCCAGGUGAUUGUUAAACAAAUCUCUUUGACCUCAGCACCCAUUCCCAAACACCUACCAUGAACGUAUACUACACUACACACAUUAACCAUUAGUAGAAAAUGAAUAAAUGAAAAGGUUACAUUGCCACUUGUUUUGAAUUUAAUGAAGAAGGUUGUUCAGUCCUGGCACUUUUGAUUCUUAUCACAAGCUCAAAGCCAAGUAAACAGAUUCAGAGAGCAAUGGUAAUUAUUCAAUAUUGAACAACAGAACUCAUUACCGCUCAGAACCAUUGCAAAACCCAUACGAUAAAUAGGAAGGGAAUUGGACAAAUAUCAAAAUGACAUUUCAAUCUUCAUACUCAUUUAAGUCCUGUGUCUCUUUAUCGCAAUUUGUUGUUUAUAUAUUGUAAGGGAGCAGGGAGGGGGGUUAAAAUUCUUCCUGCCAAAAUACACGCUUAUUUAAUUUGCUAAUUGUUUUCUUGUUUUGGCUUUUGGCUUGUCAUUGUAAAUUAGAGCCAACUGCCAAUAUUUAAAGGCAGCAGCCAGUCUGCUCGGGGCUGCAGAGUGAAGAAGCCUGAUUGUCUAUCUGUUUGUCUGUCUGUCUGUCUGUGCAUUAGUGAAUGCAUGUGCCGUAUUUAAAAAGGUAGAGUGUGAAACCUUUUUGUUCUGUUUAAAAUAUAACCUGUGUGUUUUGUUUUAUGCCGGUAAACAGCCUAGCUGUCUGGUUGAUAGCUAGGAAGUUCCUGUAUGUUUAGUAAGCGCUCUGAAGGAGCUAGGUUUUUUUUUUUUUUUUUUGUUUUUUGUAUUAUUAAAAGUCUGCGUAAGCGCUUAAAACCUCAAGUUUUGUGUCGAGUCUACAUUUUUAUAGGGGCAAACAAACAUGAGUGAAAGAAUAUUACGUAUUAAUUCUGCUAGUGUUAAUCAAUUACUGCUGAACCGGAACCACAUUUUCAAUUACAGUCCAAUACAGGUUGUUGCUGUUUAGAAUUUUUUAUGGAUAGAGAUUAUGAUUGGUUAGAAUGUCAUCUGAUAUUCCAGUAACAAACAGGGCAAAGCUUGGAACAUGGUGCUGCCCUAGCUUUCAUAAUAAAGACAGGAUGCCAGCUGGUGACAUUACCUGAGGAAGAGCUUGUUGCAAAGGAGAAGGAGAGGGAGGGGGAGAAGUGUGUCAAAUAAGCGACAAUGAAGCAAGAGGUAGGUGAGCUUAACCCUCUCAUGUAUGGCAACCUCAUAAGGGGACGGAUAACUUUCUUCUGGUCUUUAUAUGGGGACAUGUGGAAGACCCAAAUGCAUGAUGACCUCAUAUGAGGAUGCCAUUUUUUCCCUGUAUAAAGCAAUGGAAAAAAAAACCUACAAAAUUCCAAUGAAAAAUAUUUAUUAUGUAUCCAUUUAUGUCAGCUUUUUUCAAUAUUUCAUGCAUGAAGGAGCUGAAUACCCAUCAACUGGUUACUUCGUCUGUCUGGAAUUCCAUUUUCAUGGAUUUAUUAAGAACACCAGUAGUGUGUAGCAUGAAUACAGUAAUUAUAUUUAUAUUAGCUUUUUGGCUGUGGUCUGCAGGGGAAUCUCUAAACACUGGGGUGGUCCAUUUGAGAACCAUUGUUCUGCAUUUGCCUAGCAAAUCUGUUUCUUAUGAUUUUACCACACAAUUGUACUGUAUUUUUUAACAUGUUCUCAUGUGUGUGCAGGCCUUUAUAUGCCAAGCCUCAACUCAAGCAAGCUCCAAUUCAGCAAAGCCUGGUUCUGGUUCAGAAAGCAGAAAUAAAGCAGACCUGAAAAGACAGAAAGUUAUUUACUUUUGCCCUGCUGCAUGCGUGAGCUGUCAUAUAAAAAAAGGUCUUCCUUUUCUUAUUUUGUGUUACCAUGUAUAACCUUGGAGGGUAAAUGAGUAAACUUUUUAAUGAUGUUUUUCUUUGUUUGUUACCAGUGUUAUUUUCUGCAUUCACUUAAUUAGAGGCGUCAUGCCAAGCCUAAUUGUUAAUAAAUAAAUAAAUAAAUAAUUUUAUUUUCUGUUUACAUAUUUACAGGGAAUUUUAUUCUAAAAUAAACUCAGUGUUUGGCUAAGGAUAGUGUUACUCUUUCAGUAUUGUCCCACUUAAAUUACUAAACGCUAAUAAAUUACUAAAGCUUAUAAAAUAAUGUAUAAUUUCUCUAUUAGAAAAAGUUUGAAUGUUUUUAGGUUUACAUUUAGGUAUAGUAUAUGGAUUUGAGUUAGUUGUGCAAAGUUUAUGCAAAAGUAAAUCAAACAUCAGUAAGAUACGUGCCUGCUUUUUGGCUUCCAAAGACCACCCUGAGCUGCAUUUGGAAUCUGCAGGUCCCAGCUGCUGUGCUAAUUUCUCAGCUUUGUAUCUUACAGUGGUCCCAGACACAGGCACAUUCUGAUCACAGGCAUUUUUAAAGCAGAAAAGCAAGACGUUCUUAUCAUCAGGGUAUUCAGCAAAUUGGAAAUACUGAUGACUUGCAUACACAGUUUACUGUUCAUAGGCCUGUAUUAUUGUAUCCCCUUUUUUCAGAGAGUUCAUGGGAAUGUUAAUCUGCAGCAACAUCUUUCUUUUUCUUGUACUGUGGUGCAUUAUCCACAGCUUUCAAUACUCCCACUUUUGACUGCAAGAAUAAUGCAGGUUUUUGUACUGGUCACUCACUUCAGUGUUUCAUGGAAAUGGCAUCGAUACGUGACCAUGUAGAAAAUUCAAAGUAUCAAGAAAUUAGUUUAAUCAGAGUUCAUUUGAAU
Molecule: messenger RNA, 8476 nt
Organism: Acipenser ruthenus (sterlet)
Lineage: Eukaryota; Metazoa; Chordata; Actinopteri; Acipenseriformes; Acipenseridae
Product: neuropeptide Y receptor type 4-2-like
Exons: 2
Coding region: 1160-2305 (381 amino acids)
Biological process (GO): G protein-coupled receptor signaling pathway
Cellular component (GO): neuron projection; plasma membrane
Molecular function (GO): neuropeptide binding; pancreatic polypeptide receptor activity
Source: RefSeq, a predicted model, not a curated record